Trichoderma virens Gv29-8 is the source of this 1458-nucleotide messenger RNA. RefSeq lists its product as uncharacterized. NCBI's taxonomy places the organism in Eukaryota, Fungi, Ascomycota, Sordariomycetes, Hypocreales, Hypocreaceae. The record is from RefSeq and is a predicted model, not a curated record. The transcript has a single exon. The annotation marks the transcript as partial.
AUUCUGCACAUUGCGUUUGGCGACAUCGUCGAUCAGGCACUCGCCCUCAACGGAGCCACUGCACGCAGAUUCCGGUUCCUCGACGUUGACGCUUUCGCCCAUAAAUCAACGAUUCACGUCCUGGAGUAUGAAGAUCUUCCUUUGCUGCCAUAUGCCGUCACCUCGUACGUCUGGAGAGGCCUUCCUCCUCACCCCAACGUGAAAUCUCCGCUCCCGAGGUUUCAUGUUAAAGGUUGCGAGAAGGAUGAUCCGUUAUCUGUGGAGAUGCUGAGACUUGUUUCUCUGGCGGCCGAACAGCAGGGGUGUAAACUCCUUUGGCUGGACGCUCUGUGCAUUCUCCAGGCGGAUGAAGACGACAAGGGGUGGCAGAUUCAGCGCAUGUACGACAUUUACCGAUCCUGCAAAGAAUGUAUCGUUGCUCCCGGCGGUCUCCAGAGACUCACUUCUCUCACGGAAGAGACGUCGUGGGCGACUCGAGCAUGGACGCUUCAAGAGGCAAUUGCGCCGCCUUCGGUGAAAUGCCUGUUUGAGUGGGAUCGCGGCGACUGCUACAUCCAGUCGAAUAUGUCCAUGGAAGUAAAGGAGAUUGAGAAAGGCGUUGCGGCAAUUGCGAAUCUAAAGACUACACUGGAAAUGGCCAUGAAGGGAAGAGGCGUAAGCAUGCACGACUUGAAGGGCAACGAAAUGAAGUUGCCGUCUGAGGACUUUAAGAUUCGGCUUUUUGGCGAAAUGUCGCGCGACCGACCGCGCGUCAGGGAGCUGAUUGAUGCGAUGGACAUGAAGGGCAAGCCAGGCAUGUAUACCGCGAUUUGGCGGUGUUCAUUUAUGCGAUCGGCGAAGUUCCCUGUCGACGUUGUGUUUAGCGUGAUGGGUAUCAUGGGAGUGACGCUUGAUACGAGCAUAUUCAAAAAAGAGGAUCGACUGAAGGCGACAAUUGCCUUGAUGCAGGGCAUUUUGGGGAGAGGAGAACACGCUGAGUGGUUGGCCAUUGCGACGAAAACGCUGCCGCACCCGGAGUUGUCGACCCUGCCUGUCUUUCCUGUGCUUGAUGCUGCGUAUAGGCCUCUCCUAGAGACGAAGGAUGGUAUGAAGGAUAUUGGAGAUAUCAUGGACUCUGGCUGGAGGCUUGCCAAUACACCCACAGGGAUAAUGAAUGCCAGUGGGUACUUCCGGUUCAACGCUCUGGCGACAUCUGUGAAGCAAAGCCAACAGGAGACGACAUCUGCAACCGUGUUUAGCUCUGACACCACGGGCAACUGGGAGGUUGUGCCGCAGGGGAGCGGAUCGCAUACAGCUGUCCUGAUCGGCCAAUGGGAGCAGUACAACAAUGGAGCAUUUGGACUCCUUGUGAAUCUAUGGAAUCAAUGUUUGAUGAUAUUAAAAGAGCAUGAUGUUGGCAAGUUUAGUAAUGUGGGAUAUGCGUUUGUCAAGGAGGAGGUUUUGCAGACGGGAAGUUGG